Messenger RNA from Heteronotia binoei (common prickly gecko), 1803 nucleotides. RefSeq names its product natriuretic peptide receptor 3 (gene NPR3). The coding region runs from base 1 to 1587 and encodes 528 amino acids. The record is from RefSeq and is a predicted model, not a curated record. Gene Ontology annotation, cellular component: membrane. Gene Ontology annotation, molecular function: natriuretic peptide receptor activity; peptide hormone binding. NCBI's taxonomy places the organism in Eukaryota, Metazoa, Chordata, Lepidosauria, Squamata, Gekkonidae. Gene Ontology annotation, biological process: vasodilation; regulation of blood pressure. The transcript is spliced from 8 exons.
AUGCCUCGCUUUUUCUGCCUGAGCUGCUUCACUUGCAGCCUCGUGGCUUGGCUGCUCCUGGCGACAAGUAUCAGCGGCAGCCCGGCAGCGGAGGCGCCCGAGGAGGAGGAGGAGGCGGCGGCGGAGGAGGAGAAAGCGCUGCGGGUGCUGGUGCUGCUGCCCAAGGACAAUUCCUACCUGUUCUCGCUGGGCCGGGUGAGGCCGGCCAUCGAGUACGCGGUGCGGAGCGUGGAGGCCAACGGGACGCUGCUGCCGGCCGGCUACAAGCUGCGUCUCUCCUACGAGGACUCGGACUGCGGCAACUGGGCCCUCUUCAGCCUGGUCGACAUGAUCGCCCUCAAGCGCCAGUGGCCCGACCUGCUGCUGGGGCCCGUCUGCGAGUACGCGGCGGCUCCCGUGGCCCGCCUGGCCUCCCACUGGAACCUGCCCAUGAUCUCGGCCGGCACGCUGGCCUCGGCCUUCAACGCCAAGACGGGCGAGUACUCGCACCUGACCCGCGUCUCGCCGGGCUACUCCAAGCUGGGCGAGAUGUUCCUGGCCCUCUUCCGCCGCCGCCAGUGGACGCGGGUCAUGCUCGUCUACCAGGAGGACAAGGAGCAGCGCAACUGCUUCUUCGCCGUCGAGGGCGUCCACGCCGUCUUCCGCGAAGCCGCGCUCCACAUCGAGGACUUCGCCUUCGACGAGGGCGCCAAGUACGUCGACGACGUGGUGCGCGCCAUCCAGGGCGGGGAGAGAGUGGUGAUCAUGUGUGCCAGCAGCGAUGCAAUAAGGAACAUCAUGUUGGCUGCCCACCGGCAAGGAAUGACCAACGGAGACUAUGCUUUCUUCAACAUUGAACUCUUCAACAGUUCGUCAUAUGGAAAUGGCUCGUGGAAGAGAGGAGACAAAUACGACCUUGAGGCAAAGCAAGCCUACUCAUCCCUCCAGACAGUCACACUACUGAGGACAGUGAAACCUGAGUUUGAGAAGUUUGCCAUGGAGGUGAAAAGUUCUGCUCAGAAACAAGGAAUCAAUGAUGAUGAUUACGUGAAUAUGUUUGUGGAAGGAUUCCAUGAUGCUAUUAUACUCUACAUUCUGGCUUUACAAGAAGUUCUGAAGAAUGGCUUCACUAAGAAAGAUGGAGAAAAGAUCGUUCAUCAGACAUGGAACAGAACAUAUGAAGGCAUUGCAGGGCCAGUAUCCAUAGACGCCAAUGGAGACAGAUAUGGUGAUUUCUCUGUGAUUGCAAUGACUGAUCCAGAAACUGGGACACAGCAGGUCAUUGGGAACUAUUAUGGAAAGCAGGGCCGGCUUGAAAUGCUUCCAAAUGUAAAUUACUUCUGGGAACCAAAACUGAAAAUAGAUGAUAACAGAGGUACAGAGCACCCAAGCAAUACACCCUGUAAAUCAUGUGGCCUUGGAGAGUCAGCAGUUACAGGAAUUGUUGUGGGUGCCUUGCUAGGAGCAGGAUUAUUGAUGGCCUUCUACUUUUUCAGAAAAAAGUACAAAAUAACUAUUGAGAGGCGGAGUCAGUUGGAAGAAUACAAUAUUGGCAAGCACAGACAGUUACGAGAAGACUCUGUCAGAUCUCACUUUUCUGCAGCAUGAACUCGAGAGAAAGAAAUUGUGGGGAAAUCUAUGGAAAAAAUGGAUUCUACCAAAGAGGGCUACAGAAAAGCAGCUCAUUAAGGACUCAGUAUUUUAAAAGUAGAGUAAUUUUGUCUUAAUUUCUUUCAGAAACUCAGGAAUGAUUUUCUAGCCACAUUAUGCCACAUGGCCUUUUUCUCUUGCGGAAAGGGAUAAUUACAAAAACAAAACGCUGUU